This is a messenger RNA of Dipodomys spectabilis (banner-tailed kangaroo rat), 3553 nucleotides long. RefSeq names its product lysine acetyltransferase 7 (gene Kat7). Lineage: Eukaryota; Metazoa; Chordata; Mammalia; Rodentia; Heteromyidae. Gene Ontology annotation, cellular component: nucleus. The coding region runs from base 156 to 2027 and encodes 623 amino acids. Gene Ontology annotation, molecular function: zinc ion binding; histone acetyltransferase activity. The record is from RefSeq and is a predicted model, not a curated record. Gene Ontology annotation, biological process: regulation of DNA-templated transcription. The transcript is spliced from 16 exons.
AGAAGGGUCUAGACGCUGAGAGGCAGGAGGCACUUGGGAUCGUCCGCAAGAUUGGGACUGUUAGAGAGGCCGCCACGGAGCCCGCCGGAGCCACCGUUCCUUCUGCUGCUGCCGCCGCUGCCCGAGUUGGAAGCGUCGGGUCGCAGCCGCCGGCAAUGCCGAGAAGGAAGAGGAAUGCAGGCAGUAGUUCAGAUGGAACCGAAGAUUCCGAUUUUUCUACCGAUCUCGAGCACACAGACAGUUCAGAAAGUGAUGGCACAUCGCGCAGAUCUGCCCGAGUUACCCGCUCCUCAGCUAGGUUAAGCCAGAGUUCUCAAGAUUCGAGUCCUGUUCGAAAUUUGCAGUCUUUUGGCACUGAGGAGCCUGCCUAUUCUACCAGAAGAGUUACUCGUAGUCAGCAGCAGCCUACCCCAGUGACUCCGAAAAAGUACCCCCUUCGGCAGACUCGUUCAUCUGGCUCUGAAACUGAGCAAGUAGUGGACUUUUCAGAUAGAGAAACUAAAAAUACAGCUGAUCAUGAUGAGUCACCACCUCGAACUCCAACUGGAAAUGCACCUUCUUCUGAAUCUGACAUAGACAUCUCCAGCCCCAAUGUGUCUCAUGAUGAGAGCAUUGCCAAGGACAUGUCCCUGAAGGACUCGGGCAGUGACCUCUCUCAUCGUCCCAAGCGCCGUCGCUUCCAUGAAAGCUACAAUUUCAAUAUGAAGUGUCCUACACCCGGCUGUAACUCUCUAGGACAUCUUACAGGAAAACACGAGAGACAUUUCUCCAUCUCAGGAUGCCCACUCUAUCAUAACCUCUCAGCUGAUGAGUGCAAGGUGAGAGCACAGAGCCGGGAUAAGCAGAUAGAAGAGAGGAUGCUGUCCCACAGGCAAGAUGACAACAACAGGCAUGCAACCAGGCACCAGGCACCAACAGAGAGGCAGCUGCGCUAUAAGGAAAAGGUAGCAGAACUCAGGAAGAAAAGAAAUUCUGGACUAAGCAAAGAACAGAAAGAGAAAUGUAUGAUUAGCCAAUUGCUGUUUUCUACGAGAGACCAUCAGGAACAUAGACAAACCUAUGGGAACACUCGGGAGCCUCUCUUGGAAAACCUGACAAGCGAGUAUGACUUGGAUCUUUUCCGAAGAGCACAAGCCCGGGCUUCAGAGGAUUUGGAGAAGUUAAGACUGCAGGGCCAAAUCACAGAAGGGAGCAACAUGAUUAAAACAAUUGCUUUUGGCCGCUAUGAGCUUGAUACUUGGUACCAUUCUCCCUAUCCUGAAGAAUAUGCACGAUUGGGACGUCUCUACAUGUGUGAAUUCUGUUUAAAAUAUAUGAAGAGCCAAACAAUACUCCGCCGGCACAUGGCCAAGUGUGUAUGGAAACACCCACCUGGUGAUGAGAUCUAUCGGAAAGGCUCAAUCUCUGUGUUUGAAGUAGAUGGCAAGAAAAAUAAGAUCUACUGCCAAAACCUGUGCUUGUUGGCCAAGCUUUUUCUGGACCAUAAGACAUUAUACUAUGAUGUGGAGCCCUUCCUGUUCUAUGUUAUGACGGAAGCAGACAGCACUGGCUGUCACCUGAUUGGAUAUUUUUCCAAGGAGAAGAACUCAUUCCUCAACUACAAUGUAUCCUGUAUCCUUACCAUGCCUCAGUACAUGAGACAGGGCUAUGGCAAGAUGCUCAUUGAUUUCAGUUAUUUGCUUUCCAAAGUAGAAGAAAAGGUUGGCUCCCCAGAACGUCCACUCUCUGAUCUGGGGCUCAUAAGCUAUCGCAGUUACUGGAAAGAAGUGCUUCUCCGUUACCUGCAUAAUUUCCAAGGCAAAGAGAUUUCUAUCAAAGAAAUUAGCCAGGAGACAGCUGUGAAUCCUGUGGACAUCGUUAGCACUCUGCAAGCCCUUCAGAUGCUUAAAUAUUGGAAAGGAAAACAUCUGGUUUUAAAGAGACAGGACCUGAUUGAUGAAUGGAUAGCCAAAGAGGCCAAAAGGUCCAACUCCAAUAAAACUAUGGAUCCAAGCUGCUUAAAAUGGACCCCUCCGAAAGGCACUUAAAGUGAUCUAUCAUUCUGAGCCAGCGAACCCCAGCAGUAGGAAUCCGUACCCUAGGGAUCUGUCUGUCAUUUCUGUUGUUCUUGUGAUUGGCAAGUACAGUAUCCUUUGGGAAGGCCAUCCCCCUCAGGACUGUCCUGGCUCCGCCUUUUGUGUACACUGCAGACGCUGGUUCUGAGGAACUAUUGUUUCGGCCUCAGUGAGGUUGCCUGGAGAGAUCUGUAUUAGACUCAAGUGCAGAUCCCUCAUAGCACUGACCCAAGGAGUUCUGUUAUGGUACUGUACUUGUCCAGUCACUGGUUCCCUCCUCAUGUCCUUUAGCCCCAUGAGGUGUAUCUUGUCCUCUGAACUUUGUACUCAAGCUUCUUCCCAUCUGGUUACCAGAUCUCUAGACAUGGCUACCACCACAGGGACCCUUCUAGUUACUCCUUACACACGUAUUUUGUGGAAUGGUAGGGAAGAGGCAGCAUUUAUGAGUACGUGUGUUUGAGGAGUCCAUUCACUUUGGAUUUUGUCUUAAAACUUCUUUCUGCUAUUUUUAUGGAAAGACAUUUUUGAUCACCAUUAGGCUGAUCAGAGCCAAGUAAUUCUGAUGUUUCCCAGGGAUUAAUCUUUAAAAUAGCACCUACUCCAUCUGAAUGAGAUGGGGAGAGGAAUAAGAGGUGGAGAUUCUGCAUUUUGAUUUAUGUUCUGUGGGCAAUGUCUUGGUGGAAGGGAAUUGGUAAUUCUUGCUUCACCAGGAAAUGUCUAGCAGUAAAUGUCUUCUCUUAUUCGCUGGCCCUUUUUAUGUUUGCAGGUGCCAAAAUAGUUUCGAGUUCUUUCAUACUACAUGUUCAUUGGUUAAUAAUACUACAGAACCUUUUCACCAAUCUGUACCAGUCUGGUAUAAGAUACCUACUUUUUCCUCAUAAGUUGCACUGAUUUUUGUCCAGAGCAUCCUGGAGAAGUGGAAAGUGGUCUCAGCCCAUGACUCAGCAAGGCAGAAUGACCACCCUGCCACCGUUUGCUCAUCUUUUCAACAGUGCCUCACCUUCCUCUAGGCUAAAUGCUUCUGCCCCUCCAAGAACUCCUCCUCCGUUUCCUUUGUGGGAUGUACCACCAUUCUCCUAGUCUCUGGUCUCCUAUUUUUGGUGGUGUUCAAGGAAAAGAUGUUCCCUCUAAUUUCUCCCUAGCCGGUUAUAAUCUGUUAUCUUGGGGCAGCUUUUGAUGUCUUAACAUGUCGCCCUUCCCAACUUGGUCCCAGCACUGCUGUCUUCAUGUGGCGCCCUCACCACAGUCCCAACUCUGGUCAUUUGUGCCUUUCUCUUGUCAUCUCUGUACACUACUUAUAUUCACUGUGGGUUGAGGGGAGCUGGUGUUAAGCAUGUUCAGUGGAGGCUCCCCUCCAGUUUCAGUGUCACUGUUCAGAGUAUCCAAAAGCAACUUUACUGGGGGUUUUCUUAAGGGGUAAGGCCUUUUACAUGCUAAACCCUUCCCCACAUGUGGUAGAAUGUGCUCUCAGCAUCUACUCAAUAAAGCAUGUUCUCUGC